AUGACUUAUGAAUAUGAUUACUUGGGUGUUGUAGAGGAGAGCUGUUUGACAGAUGAUAGAUUGGAUUCCGGGAAUGAAAGGCCAUUCUGGUCAGUGAUUUUGCCACCCGAGUUUGUGGCUGAAACCAAGGAAAGAGGUAAGAUAGUAAGUUGGUGCCCGCAAGAGAAAGUCCUUAACCACCCAUCAGUUGGACGGUUUUUAACACACAGCAGCUGGAACUCAACCGUUGAGAGUUUGUCUACUGGAGUGUCUCUACUCUGUGGGCCACUCUUCGGUGAUCAGCAGACAAACUGUUACUUCACUUGCAACGAAAGAGGCAGUGGCAUGGAAAUCAAUAGUAACGUGAAGAGAGAUGAGAUGGAGAAGCUUGUUAGAGAAUUAAUGGAUGGGGAAAAGGGCAAGAAAGUGAAAAUUAAGGCCAAAGAGUGGAAGAAACUUGCGGAAGAAGCCACCGGUCUACAUGGUUCUUCAUCCAAAAACUUGGACAAUUUGGUGAAUCAAGUGCCCUUAAAUAACAGCUAG
Molecule: messenger RNA, 522 nt
Organism: Pyrus x bretschneideri (Chinese white pear)
Lineage: Eukaryota; Viridiplantae; Streptophyta; Magnoliopsida; Rosales; Rosaceae
Product: UDP-glycosyltransferase 85A7-like
Exons: 2
Coding region: 1-522 (173 amino acids)
Molecular function (GO): UDP-glycosyltransferase activity
Source: RefSeq, a predicted model, not a curated record